AUGAAGGCCCCGCACUGCUGCUACAUCUGCAGCCUCCUGAUCCCCGUCUCCUUGCUGCUACUGCCAGCACUUAGCGGACCUAUGGCGGUACUGCUGGCGGCUGAGGCCGCGCCGGGCCCCGGACCACCGAACCCUGUGCUGCGGACCCUGACACCGCUGCCGCUGGGCUCCACCGCUUCCCAGCCACCGGGUCGUGCUCCAGUGGAUGUCACUGGGCCGCGGGGUGCCGAGGGCGGCAAUGGUAGCACCCCCCGGGCCGGGCUGGUGGGAGAGGAUCAUGCAGAGAAGGCCAGUGAAGGAUCAGCAGUGAGUGGCGGCCUCGCUGUUAGCCCUAAUCCCAGCGACAAGCCCAUGACCCAGAGAGCCCUGACUGUAUUGAUGGUUGUGACUGGCGCUGUACUCGUGUAUUUCGUCGUCAGGACUGUCAGGAUGAGGAGAAGAAACCGAAAGACAAGGAGAUAUGGAGUUUUGGACACCAACAUAGAAAACAUGGAAUUGACACCUUUAGAACAAGAUGAUGAGGAUGAAGAUAACACAUUGUUUGAUGCCAACCAUCCUCGAAGGUAA
Elephantulus edwardii (Cape elephant shrew) is the source of this 567-nucleotide messenger RNA. RefSeq names its product membrane protein FAM174A-like. The record is from RefSeq and is a predicted model, not a curated record. NCBI's taxonomy places the organism in Eukaryota, Metazoa, Chordata, Mammalia, Macroscelidea, Macroscelididae. Bases 1 to 567 code for a protein of 188 amino acids. The transcript is spliced from 2 exons.